Messenger RNA from Mesocestoides corti, 1665 nucleotides. NCBI's taxonomy places the organism in Eukaryota, Metazoa, Platyhelminthes, Cestoda, Cyclophyllidea, Mesocestoididae. The record is from the annotation of a GenBank genome assembly.
AUGCCGCGUGCACGCCGUCGCCCCCGAUCAGUUCGCAAGUCGCGCAACACCAACAUCAUCGCCGAGGAGCGCAAGUACGCACGGGCGCCGCACAGCUUUGUCUUCGCUCGUCCCAACGUCGGCUCGCUGGUCAAACAGCUGGCUUUGGACGCUCGUCGCAUCUUCGAGCCCUACACCGCCUCCCAGUUAAAGGUUACGAAGAAGAAUGUUCUCAAGGACUUCAUCAACAUCGCCGGCCCGCUGAAUGUUUCGCACAUCCUCUACUUCACGCAUCCACGUCCCGAGAAGCUCGCGCUUAAGAGGAGUCGGUACGCGGCUAAUUUGGAGAAGAAACGGGAAAAACUCGGUGUCGUUGUUGAGGAAAAGGAUGAUGAUACGGGAGAGCAGAAGGGAUCUGCAGCUGGUGGUGUUUAUUUACACGUUAUACGUUCGCCCAGCGGUCCCAGCCUGACAUUCCGUGUCUCCGAGUACUCGCUUACUCGAGACGUCUUCUCUCUUGUCCGCAGAGUCUUCGACGUGCGUCAAUUCGCCUCGCCGCCACUUCUGGCCAUGACGGGCUUCGGUUCGUCCACGUCAGGCGGUGGCCCCCCUCCACCCCAUCUGCGCCUCCUUGUCGACAUGUUUCAGAACAUGCUGCCCUCUCUUAACAUCCAGAAGCUCAAAUUAAGCAGCGUGCGUCGAGUGUUGCUCCUUAGUCGCGAGGUUGAUAAUUGCCAAGGCGAGGACGUGGUGUACGUGCGUCACUUCAACAUUCGCAUCGAGAAUCGGUCGGUCAGCAAGGCGCUGCGACGUCUCGGUGUUGGCGGGGCCCCGCUGAGGAAAAAGAAAACCUCGUUUGGCGGUCUCGGUCCAGAGGGCUCUGGAAAAUCCACCGGAGUUCCUAGUCUCGGGAAAUACGCCACCAUCGACGACUACUUGUCUAAGGCCAGUUUGCUGACAGAUUCCGGCAUGUCGGAUUUGGAUGAUAUGGCAGAGGUCGACUUACCUGUUGGAUCGGCUAAUGAAAAUGACAAUGGCGAAAGCCUUCCCAAGACGUCCAAGAAGUCAAAAGAAGCCCUUGCCGAAGCCAAGGCAGCACACGGUUUCACUCAUUUAACGGGCUGCAGAAAGGCUACCAUUCGCCUCACGGAAAUCGGACCGCGACUUACUCUGAAGCUCAUAAAGAUUGAGGAUGGUGUAAACUCAGGCAAUGUGCUGUAUCACAGCUGGCGCAAGCUGUCACCAACAGAAGUGUCCCAACAAGAGGCCCUUCGAAACGCCAAGGCAGCUGCGAAGGCGGCUCGAAAGCAACUGCAAGAGCAGCGGCGAAUCGCGAAUGAGUGCGCUCGCGCCUCCAACCGUGAGGCCUGCCUCGAGGGUAUGCGGAGGGCUGGCCAGAUCCCCCUCGAAGGAGCUGCCAGCUUGGGCGCUGGUGAAGCAAACGCCAAGCCCGCACUUGAUGAUGCCAAUUCGGCACACCAAUCGCGUAACAGCGAUGAAGGCGAGGAUUCAAAUACACACUCUUAUCCUAUCAAAACUGGCAGCACGCGAAGAAAAUCGUCGAAAGAGGCUGCCAAAAAGCGACACAAAAAAUCCCAUCUGAUAGUUCAGAAGGCAAAAAUGAAAAAGCAGUCCCAUCACGAUCGACUUGCCAAUCGAGAACGGGAAACCGUUGAAAGUGUGUAA